Phaedon cochleariae (mustard beetle) is the source of this 1256-nucleotide messenger RNA. The record is from the annotation of a GenBank genome assembly. Lineage: Eukaryota; Metazoa; Arthropoda; Insecta; Coleoptera; Chrysomelidae.
UAUAUAAAAAGGAAGAUGCCGUGACGUUAUGUGUGGUUAUGUUUUAUUUUGAUUUACCGAAAAUUCAUGGAUUUUUGAUCUUUUUGGAGUUUCUGGUUUUUAUUAUUAUAAAAAAUGUGCACUCCCAAUAAAAUCAUUGCAGACAUUUUUUCACCCUUUCAGGAAUAUGUGAACUCGGAACAAGAUAUUAGAGAGGAAAUAAGAAAAAUUAUGAAAGAUGUUGAAAAGCCGCUGCGGGAAAUAGUUACUCUUCUUCAAAUAAUUCAUCAUGACAACAACUGUGAACAAGUACAUUCUGCUUGUCUUAAUGCUAGAAAAAUGUUUGAUGAUGUGCGCCAAGGAUUUGAUUCUCUAGACAAAAUAGUUCCUUCAGGGCAGUAUUAUAGAUAUAAUGACCACUGGAGAUUUGCUACACAGCGACUGUGUUUUUUAGCUGCUUUGAUAGUAUUUUUAGAGAAAGGAAUAAUGAUAAACAAAGAGACAACAGCUGAUAUUUUGGGAGUUAAUGGUAAGCUGAAUAUUCAUUUGGAUCUGGAAGAUUACCUAAUGGGACUGCUCAAUUUAGCAUCAGAAUUGUCUAGAUAUGCAGUCAAUUCUGUUACAUAUGGAGAUUAUGAUAGACCACUUCAAAUCUCCAAGUUUGUUGCUCAGCUUAAUGCUGGUUUCAGACUCUUGAAUCUGAAAAAUGACUCUCUAAGGAAAAGAUUUGAUGCUUUGAAAUAUGAUGUCAAGAAAAUUGAAGAAGUUGUGUAUGACCUCUCUAUAAGAGGUCUUGCACAAACACCUGGUCAAGGUGAGAGCAGUGAAAAUUAAAUAAUCAUUUUUCACCUAACUCAUCUUAGAAUAUUGUUCAGAAACCAUGAAGUAAACUUUCUUUAAAAUAUACCUUACAUAUUUUUAGGGUAAAACUAGUUGAAAGCUUAAUUUUCAUUUCCAAACCAUAUGUAUUAUUUAAGUCUUUAAUUAUAUACCUACUUAUUCUUUAUUUCAGUUUUUAAUAUGUAUAAAAUAAAUGUUAGGUAAUUUUGCAGUAAAAUAUGUAAAUCGGUUUGGAGUUUUUCUGAGUACUAGUCAACUAGUAAUUUUCUAUGGUGAACACAGAAUACUAAUGACAGUAAAAUCACUGGAAAUGUUUUAAUUGAAUAAAAUUCAUUGACAAGUAUGGAUCAGACAGAUAAUCAUACUGAGCAAUUCUGAGUUGGUUACUCCUAUAUGUAGUAAAACGAAGUUUUGGGGUUGUGAAUUAUAGUUCAAUU